This is a messenger RNA of Chenopodium quinoa (quinoa), 2118 nucleotides long. RefSeq names its product putative F-box/kelch-repeat protein At3g17280. Lineage: Eukaryota; Viridiplantae; Streptophyta; Magnoliopsida; Caryophyllales; Amaranthaceae. The transcript has a single exon. Gene Ontology annotation, molecular function: protein binding. The record is from RefSeq and is a predicted model, not a curated record. The coding region runs from base 756 to 1901 and encodes 381 amino acids.
AUCGUCUCAAUAAUCAUAUGAUUAUGAAUUUAUGACACAUCUAGAAUCGAAUCGUGAUGUUGGCAAGAGGCCCAUCUGCAAGAAGAAUAAUAAAUCACUAGUUUUCUAUUAAUAUGAGAGACAAGUACAUUUGCAUUAUGUUAAUAGAUAGUUGCUGAUCUCUAAAAUGAAAAGGACAUAUGGAUGAGAUACACGGUGGGACAAGAUGGGAAAUCCACAACAUGUUCUACAAUGCUACCCCUAUAUGAAUUAAUUAAAUCCUAAUCUUCAUAGAUCGCGGCUACUACUACCGCAAUUAAUUUUCUCAAGAGAAAGUACUACGUCAUAACCAAAUUUCACCAAAUCAACACUCCAAAGAAACUUUCUUCUUCCAUGUCUCAAAAUUUUGUCAAGAAAAUUAGCAUUAAUUAUUGUACAAACACAUUAUUGUAAGCUUAAUUAUGACGUGUAGUCAUGAGUUAUCUUUGUAUCAUAUCUCAAUUAUUAGUCAAUGAAUCAAGGUAAACCAAUCCAGUAAGAAACAACUUUUAGAGCUUCUUUGUUCUUUCUAACAAGUCAAGCUUCUUAUAUUAUUACUCCUCAAUUUCGAUUCAAACAUUGUCAAUUAAGAUAAAGCCUAAGUUAAUAUCCGAUAUUGAUCAAUCUCAAUCUCACACCCUAUCAGCAGAUCCCAACUCUAUAAUAAGCACAAACUCAUUGAAAAAAUAUCCCCGAGCCUCAUCAUCUUCAUCUUCUUCCUUAUCCCUCUUCUCCAAAUGGAUGAAGAAGAACUAGAAUCAUUUGAAUUCAACAACCUUCCAAAAGACAUAAUUUUCGACAUUUUUUCAAGAAUCCCAUUAAAACACCUCUAUCAACUACGAUGUGUUUGUAAGAAAUGGCUAUUUUAUCUACAUCAAAACCCAGAAUUCAGAGAUUUUUACCAUCAAAAACACAAAAUCAACCCAAUUUUACUCUUCACUAAACAAAUUAUGGAAAACCCAUCAACCCAAUUAUCUUCCUACUAUAUUGAUGGAACCCCAAUAACUCAAAUUUCAACCAAUUUUGAUCAAUCAUUAAUUUCAACCCUAACCUGCAAUGGAAUCCUCUGUUUAAUCACAAAAACCAAUGCAUUUCUUUAUGAUCCUAUAACCAUGAGAAUCUCUAAUCUCCCUAAUUCAAACCCUCGCCGUUUCGAUUCAUCAUUUGGGUGGGCAUUCGGGUUUUCCCCGUUUCGAAACGUUUUCAAAAUCCUACAUUUUUACACCAUUGAAAAGAAAUUUGACAAUUUUCAUUACUGUCAAACACAGGAAAUAAUGUGUGAAAUUCUGAACAAACCCAAUUCAGACCUCGGGUUCGAAUCCCAAGAAGAGUGGAAUAAUCUUGGGAUUUGCCCAUUUGAUUUUCUGGGUAGAAAAAAUUAUGCAUUUGUUGAUGGGAAAUUUUACUGGUUAAUUGGAGAAAAGAAAUUCAACCCAGAAAACAUAAAGAUCAUGUCUUUUGAUCUUGAAUUUGAGGGUUUUGGGUUGAAUUAUUUCCCCAAAUCAUGCUCAAAUCGUUCAGUUGAAUGCUUGGAUUUGGUGGAAAUUAGGGAUUUUUUGUGUUUAACAGAUAGAUUACCUUGGGAAUCGAGCAUGGAUAUUUGGAUGAUGGAGAAAGAAAAUAAGGGUUUUCCAAAUUUUUGGGUAAGAAAAUAUAAAGUUGAUCUUAUGGGAAUUAAUCAUCAUGAUGUAAGAAUUUUGGGCCAUGUGAUUAAAAUCAACGGUGGAGAUUGUGAGAGUGAAGGAAAGAUUAUGAUAAAAUUUGGGGGUCAAAGUUUUGGGUUUUAUGAGCUUGAUAAUGAGGUUUUUACAAAUUUGGCGGGUGAAAUUAAUUUUCAAGGAUGGGAUUUACAGUUGAUGGUUAACAGAAAGUUUCUAUUAUAGAAAGUUUCAAUUACAGAAAAUUAAUUUUGUACUGUAGCUUCCAUUUUUGGAGAGUUGAUUUGUACUCAUAAUUGUGAAUCUUCAAUUUAUAGAAUAUACGAGUAGUUGAGAUUUUUCUUGUCAAAAUUUCGAGAUAUUUUAGCAUGGAGAUUUUUGCCUACACAAUUGGUAUAUACUGUGUACUAUACAAAGAUACACAAAGUGAAAAUGUUUCUUU